Molecule: messenger RNA, 4833 nt
Organism: Anopheles moucheti
Lineage: Eukaryota; Metazoa; Arthropoda; Insecta; Diptera; Culicidae
Gene: shi
Product: dynamin
Exons: 14
Coding region: 563-3223 (886 amino acids)
Biological process (GO): receptor-mediated endocytosis
Cellular component (GO): microtubule; cytoplasm; synapse
Molecular function (GO): GTPase activity; GTP binding; microtubule binding
Source: RefSeq, a predicted model, not a curated record
UCGAAGGCAGGAAAAAAUUGAGUUUUUCACCACGGACAAGGAAGGAAAAGCUCUGUUCGCUGUGCCCGCUCUGUGUGCCCGUGAUUCCGAUCGCAUUCGCGCAAUGAUGUAGUGCAUUUCAAACGGUUUACACGGUCCCAAAACGAAGUUACAACCGAACGGUGCAAAAAGAAAGAAGCUGUGUUGCGAUAAAAAUCGAAAACCCCGUUUUUAUCCAGCCGCCACUCCAACAUAAACCAGCACCAAGCUGACCAGGCAGUGUGCAAGAUUCGGCCGAAGGCGAAUAUAGUGCUGUGAACACUGCGUGCAGGAUUAUAUUAAAGGGCUGUGCGUGCGUGCGUGUUACUGCGGUCGGUAGUGACCGCUAGAGAAGCAGCAAUUACGUGAAAGUUUUGCAAGUGGAUGCUCAGAUUUGUCGACCCCCAUUGUGUGUGUUGUGUGUGAACCAAAGUAGACAAGGCGCAGAUACGACGGAACAAAAGCGCAAGGUGGCGCUUGGUUCUCGAGCUCUAGCAGGAACAAAAACAAGUGAAAACAGCUCAUCAACAGACAGUCCACCACAAUGGAGUCACUGAUUCCGAUCGUGAACAAGCUGCAGGAUGCAUUUACCCAGAUGGGGGUGCAUAUGCAGCUUGACCUGCCACAGAUAGCGGUGGUUGGUGGCCAGUCAGCAGGAAAAUCAUCUGUGCUGGAAAACUUUGUCGGAAGGGAUUUUCUUCCCCGAGGAUCUGGCAUUGUUACGCGACGGCCAUUGAUUUUACAGCUUAUCAAUGGAACUGUGGAAUUUGGAGAGUUCCUUCAUCAGAAGGGCAAAAAGUAUGCCAACUUUGAGGAAAUUCGACAGGAGAUCGAGGCGGAAACCGAUCGCAUCACCGGCAGCAAUAAGGGCAUCUCGAACAUACCGAUUAAUCUUCGAGUGUACUCACCGCAUGUACUCAACUUGACGCUGAUCGAUUUGCCCGGUCUGACCAAGGUGCCGAUCGGCGAUCAACCGGCCGAUAUCGAGAAUCAAAUCAAAGGCAUGAUCUUUCAAUUCAUUCGUAAGGAAACUUGCCUUAUUUUGGCGGUCACGCCUGCCAACACCGAUUUGGCCAACAGCGAUGCACUAAAGCUGGCCAAAGAGGUCGAUCCGCAGGGUGUACGAACGAUUGGUGUCAUCACCAAGCUGGAUCUGAUGGACGAGGGUACUGAUGCGCGCGAUAUUCUCGAAAAUAAGCUGCUGCCGUUGCGCCGUGGCUAUAUCGGCGUGGUGAACCGUUCGCAGAAGGAUAUCGAAGGACGGAAGGACAUUCACGCUGCAUUGGCUGCCGAGCGCAAGUUCUUCCUGAGCCAUCCGAGCUAUCGGCACAUUGCUGAUCGGCUCGGUACGCCGUACUUGCAGAAGGUGCUCAAUCAACAGCUGACCAAUCAUAUCCGCGACACGCUGCCGGCGCUCCGUGAUCGACUACAGAAGCAAAUGCUCACCCUGGAGAAGGAUGUUGAUCAAUACAAACAUUUCCGCCCAGAUGAUCCUAGUAUCAAAACGAAGGCUAUGCUGCAAAUGAUCCAGCAGCUGCAGUCAGAUUUUGAGCGCACAAUUGAAGGUUCCGGUUCGGCGCUAGUCAACACGAACGAACUUUCAGGCGGUGCCAAGAUUAACAGAAUUUUCCACGAACGAUUGCGCUUCGAGAUCGUCAAGAUGUCCUGCGAUGAGAAGGAACUGCGGCGUGAGAUUUCGUUCGCCAUUCGCAACAUUCACGGUAUUCGUGUCGGUUUGUUCACACCCGACAUGGCGUUCGAAGCGAUCGUCAAGAAACAAAUUUCACAGCUCAAGGAACCGAUCCUGAAGUGCGUCGAUUUGACCGUUUUGGAGCUGUCCAAUGUUGUCAGAAUUUGUACCGACAAGAUGGCUCGUUAUCCGCGUUUGCGUGACGAAACGGAACGCAUCAUUACGACGCAUAUUCGUCAGUGCGAACAAAAGUCCAAAGAGCAGAUGAUGCUACUGAUUGACUAUGAGCUGGCCUACAUGAACACCAACCACGAAGAUUUCAUUGGCUUCGCAAACGCUCAAAGCAAAACUGAAAACGCGGUCAAGAGUGGUACUCGCAACCUCGGUUCGCAAGUUAUCCGCAAAGGACACAUGUGCAUUCAAAACCUGGGCAUCAUGAAAGGCGGUUCGAGACCGUACUGGUUUGUGUUGACCUCCGAGAGUAUCUCGUGGUUCAAGGAUGAAGAUGAGAAGGAGAAGAAGUUUAUGUUGCCCCUGGACGGGCUUAAGCUGCGUGACAUCGAGCAAGGUUUCAUGUCCCGGCGACACACAUUCGGUCUCUUUAAUCCCGAUGGGCGUAACGUUUACAAGGAUUACAAACAAUUGGAACUGUCUUGCGAAAGUACUGAUGAUGUGGAUUCAUGGAAAGCAUCCUUCCUAAGGGCUGGCGUAUACCCGGAAAAGGAUACUCCCGCCAACGGAGAUGAGACGGAAGCGGAGGAGAGCAAUGAAAGUGGCCCCACUGGACAGUCCCUCGAUCCGCAGUUGGAACGACAGGUCGAGACGAUACGCAAUCUCGUGGAGUCCUACAUGCGCAUCGUAACAAAAACUACACGUGACAUGGUUCCGAAAGCUAUAAUGAUGUUGAUCAUUAACAAUACCAAGGAUUUCAUCAACGGUGAGCUGUUGGCGCAUUUGUACGCCUCCGGAGAUCAGGCCUCAAUGAUGGAAGAAAGCGCGGAUGAAGCACAAAAGCGGGAAGAAAUGUUGCGAAUGUAUCACGCCUGCAAGGAAGCACUGCGCAUUAUUGGUGACGUUUCAAUGGCUACAUUUUCAACGCCCGUACCACCGCCGGUGAAAAAUGAUUGGCUGUCGAGCGGCCUGGACAAUCCGCGACUGUCACCACCGAGUCCAGGCGGUCCGCGUAAAGCAGCACCACAGCAGCAGGGUUCGCUUGGCUCGAUGGGAGCUCCGGCUGGCCGGGGACCACCACCCGCACCCGCUAGUGCACGGCCGGCUCCGGCAAUACCGAACAGGCCGGGAGGUGGAGCAGCCCCACCUCUACCUGGUGGACGUCCAGGUGGCCAAGCGCUACCAGCUCCAUUGAUUCCAUCGCGCCCGGGUGGUUCCGCUGCGGGUAUGGUACAGAUGCUUCCGGCCAGCACCAGGCAACAGAUCAACCAGCAGGUUGGCCAGGCCGUCACCAAUGCCGCCAUGAACGAACUGUCGAACGUGUUCGCCUCGAAGUUCAAGUAAAGUAUUCCGCUUCCGUGCAUUUCACAUCUAUAAACAUUAACCGUGCUAAAUAUAAUGUUAGCGUAAAUGAGGGCCGCCCUGGAAGGGGGGGGUUUUGUGUUGGUGUGUGGUGAAGGAAAGGCAUAACAUGCGAAAACACUAAAACAAUAUUUGGGAGGACAUGUUUCAUUCUCAUGCUCCUUGCUCUGGCCCAUGUCACGUUCUGUUUUCCCACGACCUCCAUCCGCAUCCACAUCUAUCCACGUUAAUUCUCCAUCCCCGUUUUAAUGUGCAUGUCCCAACCCUGUCCCAAAUCCCGAUCGGUUUUCCCACCGGUGUGUUGUUACUUACAUUGUUAUGAGCAGGCUUGUUGUAAUUCUGAACUAAUCUUGCAACCCGUGAAACCCGCUUACCCAAGCGCGAUGGUAGAUUCCGAUAGAUUCUGGUUCAUUAUAUAUAUAUAAUUGCAAAGUUACGGUAUUACGCGGGAUACGUAUCAUGAAGUAAAAAUAGUAAACACACUGUACGUCUCAUUCCAAAUGAAAGUACUUGUAUUAUUAAAACGAGAAAAUAUGUGACGCAAAAACAGAACAAAAUAUAUAAGAAGCUAACAGUAGUUCGGCAAACCACACAGACCCCAGACACAUGUGCACCAACCAUUCUGUGGGGUGAUUCCAUCUAAAUGAUGCGAAACCCGUACGCUGCACCCUCUGCACCGACACAUGAGAGCCUAGCUGGCAAAAACAAAACAUGUUGAUGUGUUGAUUGUGUGUUUGAACGCUUUAGUGUCUUUGUGUGUCUAGUUUUAAAAUGCAUUGAAUCCAUGGCUCCAGUAAAAAAAAUGUAAAAGUAAAGAAAAAAAAAGCGAGGAAGCGCAAAGUUGAAAGUUGAAAAUUCAACCAACAUAAACGAAAACAUCCAACAACACUACCCCCAGUAAAUCUAUCGAGCAAACAAACAAAUGUUUCAUAUGUUAUAACACAAAUCCAAACAAACAAAGUGAAACCUAAAGGGAAAAAGUAAUACCAAAACAAACUGAAGUAAGUACGGCACAUUAAAGGCAAAAAAAAAUACGAACCAUUUUUUUAAUGUUGAAUAAAAUAUCGUACCUCUAUCUCUACUAUAGGGCUGCAAAUUAAGCUCGCGUAACCUCCAACGUAAGAAUACUACCUGUGUGUAGAACGACUCUCAUACAACAGCAAGAAACACAACAUUCAUUCAUUCCCUAAUCGAUGCGAUAUUUUACCGCCAAUCAAACGAACAAGUUGCAACAACAACAACAAAAUCUCCACUUACACUUUACUGAACUCAAACAAACACUGUUAGAGAAAUGGGGGGUGACCAUUGCACACCCGAAAUGUCUAGAACACAACCCUGGGAAGAGAAGGCAUUUAAAAACACCUCCAAACAACAACAAAAAAUGCGAAUAAAACAAACAAAGGAAACAGAAGAAAAGAGAAAGGGAAAAAACAUAACACAACUAUUACAACAAAUGGUAUAAAUAUAUAUAUAUAUACACCCACAAACACAUGCAUAUAUAAAUAUAGUUCAAAAAGAUAAAAAGUUGUUCACUGUUUGCGUGCGCGGAUAAUAUAAAAAAAAACGCUUAAAAUUGUAGAAGUUUAUAGAAA